UAUUGUAAUCAACACAAGUCUUUGGUAUUCACCUUUCUUCAAAAUGAAUUCCCUUUUGUUCUUGUUCUUGUCCUUUUUCUUCCUACAUUCAUCUUUGGCAAAUUUUGAUUUCUACAUGUUAAGUCAUACAUGGCCACCAUCUUUCUGUUUGAAAAAAAAUUGUAAAGGCAGAUUACUUGGAAAAUUUACUAUCCAUGGCCUCUGGCCUCAAAACAAUUCAUCGCCUCAGCCAGCUGGAUGCACAUCAAAUUAUACAUUCAAAGCUGAAGAUCUUCCUGCUAAACUUAAAACUGAUUGGCCAGCUAUAAUCGGAGAUGAUACUGACUUGUGGAAGUAUGAGUGGAAUGAGCAUGGCACUUGCUCCAUGUUGACACCAAAUGAGUAUUUUAAGCACUCAUUAGCUCUUUAUGGAAAACCUGGAAAGAAUAUCAAAGAUAUUCUUGCCAAGGCAAAAAUAAAAGCGGGAGAAGAACUCGUUAAGAGAACUGACAUUGAGGCUGCUAUAAAGAAUCAUAUAAAAAAAGAGCCACAAAUUGUUUGUGACCCUACAAAAGAAUAUUUGCUUGAAAUAAGAAUUUGCUACGAUAAAAGCGAUAACUACAAAGAUUGUGCUAGUUAUACAACAAGCUGUAAUGAAGAAGUACGCUACCCAUAUCGUAUAAAAUUAUAAUAGUAGUAAAUAAGAUAAGAAAAAAAAUAAAGUGAAUAAAAUUCUCUGGUUUGUACUACUCAUAUCAAUGCCAUGUAUCUUUUGUUCAUUCUAAUCAACUUGGGAUCUGUAGUUUAACAGAA
Molecule: messenger RNA, 792 nt
Organism: Medicago truncatula (barrel medic)
Lineage: Eukaryota; Viridiplantae; Streptophyta; Magnoliopsida; Fabales; Fabaceae
Product: ribonuclease DdI
Exons: 2
Coding region: 44-670 (208 amino acids)
Biological process (GO): RNA catabolic process
Cellular component (GO): extracellular region
Molecular function (GO): ribonuclease T2 activity; RNA binding
Source: RefSeq, a predicted model, not a curated record